Molecule: messenger RNA, 2483 nt
Organism: Gastrolobium bilobum
Lineage: Eukaryota; Viridiplantae; Streptophyta; Magnoliopsida; Fabales; Fabaceae
Product: transcription initiation factor TFIID subunit 5-like
Exons: 19
Coding region: 109-2079 (656 amino acids)
Biological process (GO): transcription initiation at RNA polymerase II promoter
Cellular component (GO): transcription factor TFIID complex
Molecular function (GO): protein binding; RNA polymerase II general transcription initiation factor activity
Source: RefSeq, a predicted model, not a curated record
CUUGAAUUCAAAGUGAAGGGAGAGAACCAGGUUACAAAAACAAGGGUUUAUUUAUUUACUUGUUCUGUGAUUUUUGCUUUGGUGAAAAAAGAAGAAAAAAAAGAAGCCAUGGAUGAAGAUCAAAUAGAAGGAUGUGUGAGCGGGUACCUGAAGGAGAAAGGGUUUACGCGCCAAAAGGGUGAAGAACUUCAACGCACCAACAACAACACUGAUUCUUCUCUCCAACCCGACACUGUCAAUCGCACCCAGUUGGAGAGAGGUUUUGCAAGAUACCAUGAUGGGUAUGGCAAGCUAAGAUCAUGGGCAUACAGGUCACUAGACUUGUAUAAGCCUGAGUUGCUGCGUGUGCUUUAUCCAGUAUUUAUCCAUUGCUUCAUGGAUCUUGUGGCAAAAGGGUAUCUUCAUGAAGCUCGGACCUUUUUUAAUUCCUUUCGUGAAGACCAUGAAACGAAGCACUUACGAGACCUUCAAAAGUUGGAAGGAGUUCUUUCUCCUACUCAUUUGGAGGAAAUGGAAUUCGCUCAUUCCCUUAGGCAAAGCAAAUUCAUCUUAAAGAUAUGUGGGCAUUCUUAUGAGCUUCUGAUGCAACAUCUGCACAGUACGCAAUCCACCACUAUAAUUGGUAUUAUCAAUGAGCAUAUUAACUUCCAAGUUACCACCGGACAACCUAGCUCAAUUUCUGAUGACCCAGAAGCUGUUACCCUCUCUGGAAGCAUCCAGGAUGCAGCCAACCUGAUAAAUCAAAAAGAAAUGCUCUGGGGGUUGCUUGACGACUUAGAAGACCGCAUAGAGAAGGCAGGGGCCUUGCUUUCAGACACAGAAAAGGGUUUAGGGGAAGCCAAAGCAGGAGAGCAUGAUGAGAGUAAGAAAAGGUUGGUUGACGGAGGAAAGCAAGGUGGCUCAAUAAAAAAGGUAAAAAAGGACAAGGCUGGAAAUGCAACAGGAAAAAGUGCAAAACCUGAAGCUAACUCCAUAUCAGCACCACCUUGCGUUAAACCAGAACUCCCCUUACCCAUAGGUUCAACUGAGCUAGAUCUGUCUAUCCUCGAAGAUUUAAGGAAUCGUGUACAAUUGAGUAGUGUUUCCCUGCCUUCAGUUAACUUCUACACAUUUACCAGUACACAUAGUAGUUUAAACUGUUCAUCAAUAUCCCAUGAUGGAUCAUUGGUUGCUGGAGGAUUUUCUGACUCAUCACUAAAGGUUUGGGAUAUGGCAAAGCUUGAACAGCCCACCAGUUCUUUUUCACAGGGAUGGAAUGAUACAUCACAAAAUGAACAAAUUCUUGGGCGAAAUGGCAGAAAAAGGCAGUACACAUUGUUUCAAGGUCAUUCAGGGCCGGUCUAUGCAACCACUUUUAGUCCUUUUGGGGAUUUUAUUCUUUCCUCUUCAGCAGACAAAACGAUUCGACUAUGGAGUACAAAGCUUAAUACCAAUCUUGUAUGUUACCAGGGUCACAAUUACCCUGUCUGGGAUGUUCAGUUUAGUCCUGCAGGGCAUUUUUUUGCCAGCUCUUCACAUGAUAGAACAGCUAGGAUUUGGUCCAUGGACAGAAUUCAGCCUUUAAGAAUAAUGGCAGGGCACUUGUCGGAUGUUGAUUGUGUGCAGUGGCAUGCCAACUGCAACUACAUUGCUACUGGCUCUAGCGACAAAACAGUUCGGUUAUGGGACGUGCAGAGUGGGGAGUGUGUUCGGGUUUUCAUUGGUCACAGGAGUAUGAUUUUGUCUUUGGCAAUGUCUCCGGAUGGUCGCUAUAUGGCAUCUGGUGAUGAAGAUGGCACAAUCAUGAUGUGGGAUCUCUCUAGUGGAUGCUGUGUCACACCUUUGAUUGGUCACACCUCAUGUGUCUGGACACUCGGUUUCAGUUGCGAAGGUUCUCUUCUAGCUUCUGGAUCCGCUGAUUGCACUGUAAAAUUCUGGGAUGUAACUACGGGUACAAAAGUUCCAAGGAACGAAGAAAAUAGGAGUGGGAAUACUAACAGACUCAGAUCAUUGAAAAAUCUGCCAACCAAAUCUACUCCAGUUUACUCUUUGCAGUUUUCUCGAAGGAAUCUUCUUUUUGCAGCUGGAGCUCUUGCAUAAUGUGGCUGGUAAACAAAUACCAGAUCCAAGUGACAAUUCCAAGACCUAAAAAACUAAGAGAAUGGUUAUAUUUACAAAUUAAAUUGUAUACAAACUCUUACAACAAAAUUUAACUCUUGAUUUUCGUCAAUUUAACAGAUAAUUUAUCGAGUUACACUUAUUAAUUUUCAAUAAAUUAUAACCGUUAGAUUGACAAAAAUCAAUGGUUAAUAUUGAGUUGUAAGAGUUUGUAAAUAAUUUAGUUUGUAAAUAUAACCCUUUCCAAAAAUUAAUGUUGAGCUGCUCCCAUGAUGUCUAACUUGUACAGUUUUUUUCCUUUUUUUUUCUUUUGUAAAUUUAUUUAAAGUUAUUUGAAUUGAAAUAUUCUGGCAGCAAGUUUUGCUCAUCUAAGCGUUGUGUUUUUU